AUGCAGUCUCCAUUCCCUCCUCGUUGUAAUCCUCCAGGUCGUCCUUGGAUCGUACAGAAAUAUGGAGGAACAAGCGUGGGCAACUUUCUUGACACCAUUGCAGAGACCAUCGUACCGUCAUAUCUCGACAAGCACCGAGUUGUCAUUGUAUGUUCGGCAAUGAGUGGAGAAUCCAAGGAAAAAGGAACCACCAACCAACUAUUACGAGCAGCUCAAGAAGCAUUGACCCCUGGUUCAGACAAGCAUCUUGAUAUUGUCAAGCAAAUUACAGCAGAUCAUAUGGAAGCAGCUGAACGACUUGUUCAAGAUCCGGUUAUCCUUGAACAACUUCAAGAACAAAUUGGAAAGGAAUGUCGCAAGCUCCGCUCGUUUCUUCAAGCAGCCGAGAUCAUUGAUGAAAUAUCAUUGCGAUCAAGAGACAUCAUCGCUGGCAUGGGAGAAAUCCUUUCUUGCACCAUUGUUCAAGCUGUAUUACAAACUCGGGGCAUUGACAGCCAGCUAGUGCAACUCACCAAUAUCGUCGAUCAACCCUUUUCUCAACUCGACCAAUCCUUUUACGAUUAUUUAUCAAAACGCUUAGCCGACUCGGUGAUCAGCUGUGGAGACAAAGUGCCUAUCCUCACUGGUUUCUUUGGUUACGUUCCUGGAAGUUUGCUUUCAGCUGUUGGACGUGGGUAUACGGAUCUUUGUGCUGCUCUGGUAGCUGUUGGACUACAAGCAAGCGAAUUACAAAUAUGGAAGCAAGUCGACGGCGUUUUUACUGCUGAUCCUCGAAAAGUGACAGCUGCUCGCCUUUUACCCACCAUCACUCCUGAAGAAGCUGCCGAACUUACUUAUUAUGGCUCUGAAGUCAUUCAUCCUUUCACCAUGGAGCAAGUGAUUCGUGCCCAGAUUCCUAUCCACAUAAAGAACGUUGAAAAUCCUGCUGGCUCGGGCACCAUCAUCUAUCCUGCAAAUACCGACGUUGACAUGACAACCCAUACCCAACAACGACUCCCAACCGCUGUCACUAUCAAGGAUGAUAUCUGUGUACUCAACGUUCACUCAAAUCGGAAAAAUGUCAGUCAUGGAUUCUUGGCAAAGAUAUUCGAGGUACUUGAUGAACAUGGCAUCGUUGUUGAUUUGAUCUCAACUUCAGAGGUGCAUGUUUCCAUGGCUUUGGGUCCUGAUGCAGUCCGAACAAGCCUUGAUAGAGCGAUGCCUUCUUUACAGUCAUUGGGCAGGGUGGAUCUACUUCAAGAAAUGGCCAUCUUAUCCCUUGUGGGUAGAAACAUGAAAAAUUCUAUUGGCACAGCAGGCAAAAUGUUUUCUGCACUGGCUACGGCUGGUGUUAAUAUCGAGAUCAUUUCACAAGGUGCAUCCGAGAUCAAUAUCUCUUGUGUUAUCUCACGACAUCACGCACUCAAGGCCAUGCAAGCCAUUCAUCAAGGACUUUUGACACUAUAG
Molecule: messenger RNA, 1446 nt
Organism: Lichtheimia ornata
Lineage: Eukaryota; Fungi; Mucoromycota; Mucoromycetes; Mucorales; Lichtheimiaceae
Exons: 5
Coding region: 1-1446 (481 amino acids)
Molecular function (GO): aspartate kinase activity
Source: RefSeq, a predicted model, not a curated record